This is a messenger RNA of Nannizzia gypsea CBS 118893, 2238 nucleotides long. RefSeq lists its product as hypothetical. Bases 1 to 2238 code for a protein of 745 amino acids. Gene Ontology annotation, molecular function: phosphatidylinositol-3-phosphate binding. NCBI's taxonomy places the organism in Eukaryota, Fungi, Ascomycota, Eurotiomycetes, Onygenales, Arthrodermataceae. Gene Ontology annotation, cellular component: endosome. Gene Ontology annotation, biological process: protein targeting to vacuole; retrograde transport, endosome to Golgi. The transcript has 5 exons. The record is from RefSeq and is a predicted model, not a curated record.
AUGUCGCUCUUCGGCUCCUCUCCCGAGGACUCUCCGCUGGCCAGCAAGGCAGCGCAACAGCCAUCAUCUUCAUCGCGAGUGAAAUCAAGCUUGUUCGCGGACGAUCCCUCUUCGCUGUUUGGAGCAGACGAGGGUUUCUCGUCCCACAGCGGCAGCAAUAAGAAUAACAGCAAUAGCAACACUAGGGGCGUGGCUGACGACGACAACAACAACGACAACGGAUACUCAUCGCCCUGGGAUAUGCCGACACCAAGGAAGUCCGGCUCGAGACAGCAGAUUGUCAAGACCCUCCUGCCAUCGACUGAUGUUCCGGAGAGCUAUAUAGAUGCAUUCGACGCGCUCGCUGGCGCUGCAGGAGGCGCUGCGGGGACCAUCGGUGUCGAGGAAUUGAAAAGCCUUCUGGGAACCACGCAUUUGAGCUCUUCGGAGCAAACGGGAAUUCUCAACUUGGUGACGAACAAUGGAGCUCAGUCGAGCCUUGGGAGGAACGAGUUUAAUGUUCUUCUAGCACUUGUAGGCCUGGCGCAGGAGGGCGAAGACAUUACUUUGGACAGCGUUGACGAGCGCAGGAAGAGACUACCGGAGCCUAAUAUUCCUUAUAUCACUCGUGUACAGACGGGAAAUGCUGGGAAUGGAACAGCUGCUGGACAAUCCACCGAAGAACAACAUACUGUUCAGAUACCACAAACACGCCGUAGGCUGCGACAGGAUUCAUUUGGCCCAGAAGCAGACCCAUGGGGAAGCCCGGUAGUUCGUCAGCCAGUCCACCGCCCCAACCAGGGUGGCACAAAUGGAGUUUCGGCUGCCCAUGACGCUCCCGAACCAGAGCCAGCACCAAAGCCCAACACCCAGACCGAACCUCGGAAUUUUGCAAGCACAAGAUCGAACGAAUCGACUGGCGCUCCCGCGAGCGUUGGGUCUGGAUGGGGAGGUGGUGGGUUUGGGAACCCGUCGUCUGCAAGCGGUUUUGGAAAUUAUGAUCAGGGUACAUUGGGUGCUGGGUUCGGCCAACCUGAUAGUGGACAAGCCAACUCCAGCCGUAAUGAUUUAUCCAGGUCGUUGGGCGGCGGUCAAGUAAGCAACUCGGGGAUGGAGGAUGUUAUUACCAUCCAGAUGCUCCCUGAAAAAGAGGGCAUGUUCCUCUUCCAGCACCGCAACUAUGAAGUCAAGUCUGCGCGCAAGGCUACCUCCGUAAUUCGAAGAUAUAGUGACUUUGUCUGGCUUGUGGACUGCCUCCAGAAGAAGUUCCCCUUCCGGCAGAUCCCAUUACUCCCUCCCAAGAGGGUUGCAGUCAAUGGCACUCACCUAUCAGCGGAUUCAAACUCCUUUUUGGAUAAACGUCGCAGAGGCCUCGUCCGCUUUGCCAAUGCUCUCGUACGUCACCCGGUUUUGAACCAGGAGCAGCUGGUUGUAAUGUUCUUUUCCGUUCCUACUGAACUGGCUGUUUGGCGUAAACAAGCCUCCAUCUCCGUACAGGAGGAAUUCACGGAUAAGCCGCUUCCCCCAGACCUGGAAGACUCGCUGCCAUCAACCUUGAACGAUACCUUUGACACCGUCCGCUCGGGUGUCCGCCGCUCAGCUGACAUCUAUAUUAACCUGUGCCUCCUGAUGGACAGGCUGGUAAAACGCCACCAAGGCCUAGCCGCAGAGCAGUUCCGAGUUUCGAGGGCGCUCCAUGCCCUGACCGAGAGCACGAUGGACACAUAUGCUGCCGAUACCAGUGACGUUCCCCUGUUAAACAAUGGCAUCAAUGCGACUGCCAAUCACCUGCAAACAAGUCAAGGCCUGUUAGAGGACGAAGCAAAGGCGUGGGACCAAGGCGUUCUUGAGGAUCUGAAGGCUCAGCGUGACUGCCUAGUCGCUAUGCGAGACGUGUUCGAUCGGAGAGAUCGCUUUGCAAAGGAUAACAUCUCCCAGCUCGAACGCCGCAUCGAGAACAAUGAGAAAAAGCUGCAGGCCAUCCGCGCCAAACCUGAAGAGGCGGUUAAACCUGGGGAAGCGAAGAAGGUUGAAGACGCCAUCAUCAAGGACAAGGAGUCUAUUGUCCAGCAGCAUGCCCGCGGGGUCUUCAUCAAGGAGUGUAUCCGCGAUGAGAUACUCAUUUUCCAACGAAGCCAGUAUCGCAUCAGCCUCCUGCACCAAGACUGGAGCCAGGAGAGAGUCAAAUAUGCCGAGUUGCAGGCUGACAACUGGCGAGCCCUGACCGACGUCGUCGAGGGCAUGCCUACCUCCGAUUAA